GAAAAAGAAGUGUGCACCGUUAAAAUGUGUGUUGAAAAGAAGGAAGAGAGAGAGAGACAUGAAGAAGUUGGAGAUGGAGGAUAGUUGUGAAGAGCUCAAAAAACGAGAGUCACGAUCUGAAAAUGAACAAAAAGAAACUACAAAGACAAUACAAAUUCAUAGAAAAACAAGAUCAAAGGGCGGUCUAGUCACCUUGCCCUUUGUUAUAGCAAAUGAGGCACUGGAGAGGGUGUCAAGCUUCGGGCUAAUGCCGAACAUGAUUCUGUAUUUGAUGAAAAAUUAUGGAAUGGGUAUGACUCAAGGCCAGAAUUUGCUCUUCUUCUGGUCGGCUGCAACCAAUUUCUUGCCUUUGCUUGGGGCCUUUCUUGCAGAUUCUUAUUUGGGCCAUUUCAUCACCAUUGCACUUGGUUCACUGUUCUCCCUCUCAGUAUGUCGUGUUUAUUUUACUCUCUAUGUCCCACAAAAUUUUCCUAUUUCAACUUUAAAGAUUAAGAUGUAGUUCUGUCUAAAACAAUUUUGAGGUCUUGAUAGUUACAUAUUACCACAUUUACUUUUAAAAUAUCAUUUCAAGAAAAUAUUAAAAGCCCGCUGGUAGCAAGAAAAUCGAGUGAUUUGGCUGAUUCUGCUGAAAUUUAUAAAGUUCUGACUGAAGUGGCAUCAUUGACUGAUUCUGCUAAUUUAUGAAAAAAAUAUUUUUUAAAUAUAUUUUAUUAAUAAAAUAAAGAAAAAAUAUAUGUAAAAAUAGCUAAAAUGAUCGUCUACAUUAACUUCAGCCAAUACAGCCAGAAAAGUAACCCCAACCUUACAUUUCAGCUUAUUAUACAAUUCAGCACGCGAAAUCAAAAGUUAUGUGUUUGGUGAAAAAGUUGGCUGAUAAGUCUGAUAAGCCGAAAAAUGGUGUUGUCAAACGGCCACUCAAACUACACCUAGAUAUAACAUAACUUCAAUACAAUACAAUACAAUCUGAAACGCCCUACAUGUUAAGACUCAAGAAUGUCGAAAAAACAAUUCUUUGAAUGAAAAUAAUCCGAAAUGACGAAAAAUACAUGACAAUACAAAUUGCUUACUUGUUUUUCUUCGUUUUUGAACAGCAAAAUUAGUAAGAAUAUCUCUACAAUCAACUAAUCAAGAUUGCCCAACAUUUUAUAUUUCAACUAAUAAGAGAACUAAUUCCACAAAAAACUAAUAACAGAACUAAACUAAUUAAUCUAUCCUCGGAUAUGCUUGAUUAAAGAUAAUUUUUAUCAACAUUAUUUUUAAAUAUAUUUUUUUUAAAUUAGUCAAUGACUAAAUAUAUUUAAAACUAGUGGUCUUAAAAAUGGGAGUCUCGUAAAAUUUUGGAGGCCCUAGACGAAUGUUACUAAGAAUGGUUUUACUUAGGACUGUAAUUUGAUGGUCCGGACUGAUCUGGUCUAUUUAAGUUUGGUCUGGUCUAAUUUGAACUGGUCUGGUAAAUAUUGGUCUCUGUGUUUUUUGUAAUUAUGGAUGUCUGGUCUGCUCUAUUUAAGUUUGAUCUGGUCUAGUCUGAUCUAUUUAAAUUCGGUCUGAUCUAAUUUGUUCAAGGCUGGUCCAAUCUCGAAGUGAAAACAAUCCAAGUAAAAACAUUUUAAUUCAAGUUUGAUUAAUGGUAAUUCGGGAUAAAAGAUUUAUCAAUGAAGGAUGUGAAAGAUGUUAAAACUUGGGGUUACAUCAUAAAAUGUCCUGAUAGGAGUAGCCUAUGGCUAUGUUUGGCAUGCAUAAGUCCCUACCUUCUAGCUUUUGUAUUGUUCAAAAAGUCUCUACAAACUUCUAAUUGUAUAUUUGUCAUGACAAUUUUUAAGAGCUUUUCAAAAAUUAAAAGAUCUUUUUUUUAGAAAAGCAUGUGACUUUUAGUACUAAUUAGUCCUAACAGCUUGUAUACCAAUCCAAAACUAAAUCAAACAUUCAGCUUUUUACCAAACAGCUACCACCUUUUCUUUUUAAGAUCUUUUUCAGUCACUAAAAGUUAACAGUUAUUAAAAAGCUUAUAAAAGUAUCUUUUCAACUAAUUGUGCCAAAAAUACCCUAUAUGUUAGUAUAACACUUUGUUCAUCCAAACUUUUCCGGCGUAAGACAUUUAUUAAUAAAAUAAAAGAUACUCCCUCCGUCCCAGGGAGAAGUUCCCGGGUUGACUUUCACACAUAUUUAGGAAAUAAAGUUACUGAGGGGUAAAUUUUACUGUUUGGCACUGUUUUGACACUGUUUGGCACUGUUUCGACACUGUUUGGCACUGUUUUGCACUGUUUGACACUGUUUUGAUGUAGGAUAACUUUCCAUUUAGGGAAAUGAGAACUUUUUGUUGGGACUACCAAAAAAGGAAAGUGAGGGAGUACAUAAUUGUCAAUUUUGGAAAAUGGAUUGUGAGCCAUGAAUUUACAGGGGACAUUUGUUUUGUGGCUGACGGCAAUGAUUGAGAAGUUAAGACCGCCGGCAGCGGCAUGUAGCAGCGCCCAAUCACUACCGUGUAAACCUGCCGCCGCCACGCCAGCACAGUACUUUGUCCUGGUGUCUUCAUUUGUGCUCAUGUCCAUCGGCGCCGGCGGUAUCAGGCCCUGCUCUUUACCAUUCGGUGCCGACCAGCUCGACAGGAAGGACAACCCUCGCAAUCAAAGGGUGCUGGAGAGCUACUUUGGGUGGUACUACACUUCCACGGCGGUUUCCAUUCUAAUUGCACUCACCGCCGUCGUCUACAUCCAAGACCACAUGGGCUGGAAAGUCGGCUUUGGAAUUCCGGCAGUCCUCAUGUUACUAUCUGUCACUCUUUUCCUCGUCGCCUCACCGCUCUAUAUCAAACGCAGAAGCAGUAGGAAUCUGUUGAAGAGCUUUCUCUGCGUCUUCGUGGCUGCUUUCAAAAACCGGCACCUCCCUUUUCCAUCUCACCUUUCCCUCUACCAUGGCAGCAGAGGUUCUGAAACCAUUCUGCCUACUCACAGACUGAGGUUCUUAAACAAGGCUUGCAUAAUCAAGAAAGGUGAAGAUGUGAAGGCAAAUGGGCUACCAACAAAUCCAUGGGAUCUAUGCAGUGUAGAACAGGUGGAGGAGCUAAAGGCUCUCAUAAGAGUAAUCCCAUUAUGGUCCACUGGAAUUAUGAUCUCCAUCAACAUGAGUCAAAGUGCAUUUCCUUUGCUACAGGCAAACUCCAUGGACAGGCACGUCACUAAAAGAUUCCAAAUUCCAGCCGGAUCCUUCAGCAUGUUCACAGUCAUAGCUUUAACUCUUUGGGUGGUCCUAUACGACCGUGCAAUCCUCCCAUUAGCUUCGAAAAUCCGAGGAAAACCAGUACACCUCAGGACAAAAACCCGUAUGGGAAUCGGGAUCUUCUUAUCUGCGAUGGCGAUGUUAUACUCUGGGAUUAUCGAGCACGUGAGGAAAAGAGAAGCAAGGAAACAAGGGUUGUUAGACAAUCCCCAAGCCAUUGUUGCCAUGUCAGCAAUGUGGCUCAUCCCCCAACACUGCCUCAGUGGGAUAGCCGAGGCUUUCAACGCGAUAGGACAGACUGAGUUCUACUACUCCGAACUUCCAAAAAGCAUGUCAAGCAUUGCUUCAUCUUUAUUCGGGUUAGGAAUGGCAGUGGCAAACCUUCUUGCUAGUGUUAUCCUGAGCACAGUGGAUCACAUUACCAAUGAAAGUGCCCACGGGAAUGAGAGUUGGGUUUCAAACAAUAUAAACAAGGGCCAUUACGAUUAUUACUAUUGGCUUCUCACUGUAUUGACCCUGAUUAAUUUGAUGUACUUUGGGGUGUGUAGCUGGAUAUAUGGGCCGUGUGUGGAGAAUGGUAGCAGAGUUAGCACUGAUGAGGAGGGAGAUGUCAAUCUACCAUAGGAUAGUGAAGUUUCUAUACCCCAAAAAGUUUUCACUAACUAAUAUGUAAAUAAAUCU
This is a messenger RNA of Cuscuta epithymum, 3897 nucleotides long. The record is from the annotation of a GenBank genome assembly. NCBI's taxonomy places the organism in Eukaryota, Viridiplantae, Streptophyta, Magnoliopsida, Solanales, Convolvulaceae.